Molecule: messenger RNA, 1093 nt
Organism: Vitrella brassicaformis
Lineage: Eukaryota; Vitrellaceae
Source: the annotation of a GenBank genome assembly
AUGGAGAUACAGCGGCCGUACCACCACGACAGACGGCCGCCCAGGUUCCAUCCGGGGCCUCCUGGUGCCGCUGCGGCUGCUGGUGUGCCUCACGUGGACGGGGGCGAUGUGGGUGAGGCGAGCGGGCCGUCUUUAUCCGCUGCUGGUGGUGGUGGUGUGGCACCUCGGCGUGAGGACACCAUGCUGCCAUCAUCACACACGUGCUUCUUCCAGGUGCGGACACCUGCACCGCACGGGCAUUCAUCACACCGGCUGGCUGAGUAUGUGUGUGUGCUAUGUGUACCUCUGUGUGCCAGGUUGACCUGCCGGCGUACUCGAGUGCGGCCAUCUUGCGGCAGAAGUUGCUGUACGCCAUCACAGAGGGCAUAGCCAUCGAUGCAGGUGGGGGGGUGUCAUUAGUGAAUGCCCGGCCAGAGGAGGGAAAGAGACACACACUUUCUCUCUCUCUCCCUCUCUCUGUGUCCACCACGCAGACCAUGCCGCCCAGGACAUCAAUUGGGAGAACGUCACUUAGCCGACAGACAGACAGACAGACGGACGGAACGGCCAAGUGCAUGAUACGGUAUUUGUGUCUGUCGACCGAUGCCCCCCCUGCGCCAUAGUACGCUACAUGUAGCUCACAUAUAGCUACAUAGGUAGCGCGUCGACGUUUGUGUAGGUGUAGGGUGGGUGGGCUGGAGGGCGACGGAGCGUUGUUUCUAUGUUAUGUGUGUACAUUACAUUCAUUAGGGUGAGCGGACGGGCACCUGCCUGCCUGCCUGCCUGGUUGCCUGGUUGCUGCGUGCCGUCUCAGGGGUAUAUCUAUCUCCCCACCUUCUUGCAGGCUUAGCUGCCCGUCUAUCCGACCAUCCAUCCAUCCAUCCAUGAAUCAGUAUACUUGCUGCUGUGUGUCUAUUUAUCGCACUCGGAUGGAUGGAUGGAGGCCUUUAAUGCCUGCCUGCAUUGCAUGCCAAAGCGUUUUUGAAACCCCGGUCUGGUUGGCCUCAGUGUGUGUCUGGUGAGAUGAGAUGAGGUGAGGUCUGGAUGGACCCAAUCAUAUCAUGUCUACGUGAUGUCUGUACGUUGGCGUGUCUGUCUGUCUGUCUGUCUGAGU